UUGGGCUAUUUUGGGCUUUUGUUAUUUAUAUUCAAAUUUUGAAAGUUUUUUUUUUAACAUCAAAACUUGAAAGUAUAUAAACACUAACGUAUUAAAAUGGAUCAUCAAAUAGCCGUUUAGCUAGAGGAUCAUGGCUUUUGAAUCCGAACUUGGAUAUUGGAGGUUUGCUUUCUUAUUUUUUUCCAAAGUUAUAUUUAAGGUUUCAUCUCGAUAAUUCGUUUUCUUCGUGAACAUGAAUUGGUUUUUUCUUUUCUUCUUCUUCUUUUCUCUAUCUAAUUUUCUUGUAGCCAUUUAUAGAGAAGAAUUUGAAUCAGAACUUGAAACUGGGUGUUUAUUUUUGUUAAAGAAUGUUUAGGUUUCGGCGACCAUUGUUAAUUUCAAAUUUAAUCUGAAUAUUUAGGUUUCAAUCUCACUCAGAGGAAGAUACGAAGACGGCGACGUUCCGUACAAUCCCCGGGGUAUCGGUGAGUGCUAACGCCGCAAAUGUCGCUGAGUUCGACAGAACGACGUCGUUUCUUCGAUUCCUUUGCAACCGAUUCCGAGAAGCUCCGGUCCGAUCAACGGUUUAGGUUUAUUCGCGUUCGAGAGGACGACGUCGUUUCCUCACCGGUUCUCAGAUUUGUUCAUGUUUAAUCAUCAGGUAAUGAAUUUGUUCGAUUAAUUGUUUUUUUUUUCAAUUUUCAUCAUCACUAGUUUUUUUCCUCUUUCAGUUUUUCUUGUGGGAUUUUAGGUUUGCAGUUAUACAUCGCGAAAUUUCCAGAAAUCAUCUGGGAGGUGGUGUAACUUUACUCUUUUGAUUUUUAUAGUUUCACAAAUUGUAUCUUUCUUUUGCAGUAAGAGCUCAGAAACUACGUAGGGUUUUUCUCAAUCACUCAAAGUAAUACACAUCUGCAUGCAUUGAUAUGCAUUCAAACAUUCAUCAUGUGCAUUCAUACAUUCAUCAUAUGCAUUCAUCGUAUACAUAUGCAUACAUCCAUAUAACAUACAUAAUACAUACCCAGCUUACUUCUUUCUUUUUUAGAUUUUUUUUAUUUACCGCUUGCUUCUUUUUUAUUUUUUGUUUCUUCGUUGAUUCUUUGCUUCUUUGUCCUUAUUUUCUUUGUUGUCUAUUCUCUUUGCCUCCUUCCUUGGUUUCGUGUUUUCUUAGUUUCUUCUUUGAUUCUUUGGUUUCUUGAUUCAAUUGUUUGUAUAUCUGCUUGCUCGAUAAGUUGGUUUCUAUUUCUUCUACAACGGAUGGAUCCCGUAAGGCAUCUGACACUUCUUCUCGUGAUAUAUACUUUUACUCAACUGACCUUUUUAUAUCUGCCUUUUCUCUAACUUAUUCAGUUUCUGACAUGCAAGAUAAUACCUCAGAGUCUUAGAAAAACGGCUAGAUCACAUUAGCAGGAUCCACGGAAAUAAGCGUCAGUACUCCCAAAGAGAUGGCUGCUUGCCUUGACCAAUCAGUCCAGUCGUUCACAUGACAUUUUCACUAUCACUGUGGAACAAAUGCGCAAGAUCAAUACAGAUUCUCCUGAAAAUGGUAUUUACAAUGGGAGCUUGAAAGAAGAGUAUCAUUGUGCCAAGUUGCACAUAGUAUACCUUGCCGGUUCAGAACGAACCAAAAGAACUGGUUCUGACGGUAUGAAAGUUAAAGAAGGAGUUUACAUAAAUAAAGGCCUCCUUGCGCUGGGUAAUGUCAUCAGUGCGCUUUAAGAUGAGAGAAAGCGCAAAGAUGGUGCUCAUGUUCCUUACAAAGACAGUAAACUUACACAUAAAUAAAGCUUGCAUCAGUACUGCAGAUAUUAAUGCUGAGGAAACACUUAACACACUUAAAUAUGCCAUCCGUGCUCGAAACAUCCGGAACAAACCUGUUGUUAAUAGAGAUCAUGUGUCCAGUGAGAUGCUGAAAAUGCGCCAACAGCUAGAGUACUUGCAGGCAGAGCUUCCCUUACGGGAUGGAGGAUCCUCAUGUGCGAACUCCAGGAUGAAAUCAUCGGUCUCGUCAAACCUGAUGGGCUAAAAAGGAGCUUGCACAGUAUGGAGUCGUCCAAUUAUGCUAUGGUUGAAGCCACAAUAGGUAAAAGAAAUCUUCCAAAGAGUUCUGAUACUAGAAGAA
Brassica napus (rape) is the source of this 2098-nucleotide messenger RNA. Its product is annotated as kinesin-like protein KIN-4A. Gene Ontology annotation, biological process: mitotic spindle organization; microtubule-based movement. The record is from RefSeq and is a predicted model, not a curated record. NCBI's taxonomy places the organism in Eukaryota, Viridiplantae, Streptophyta, Magnoliopsida, Brassicales, Brassicaceae. The coding region runs from base 1676 to 2002 and encodes 108 amino acids. Gene Ontology annotation, molecular function: microtubule motor activity. The transcript has 6 exons.